This is a messenger RNA of Penicillium bovifimosum, 1023 nucleotides long. RefSeq lists its product as uncharacterized. Bases 1 to 1023 code for a protein of 340 amino acids. The record is from RefSeq and is a predicted model, not a curated record. The transcript has a single exon. Lineage: Eukaryota; Fungi; Ascomycota; Eurotiomycetes; Eurotiales; Aspergillaceae.
AUGUUGAUCAUCCUCCUUCCGGUGCUGCUCGCUCUAUACACCCCAAUCGACGCUCAUUCUUGGGUGGAACAGCUCACAGUCAUUGCCCCAAAUGGAACUUUCGUCGGCGAACCAGGCUACGCCCGUGGGAAUUACGAACGAUUAGCAGGCCGCAGCAUCGACCAACAGAUGACCAAUUUGAUCCCGCCCCUCGGACGAGCCGUCGUGACCCAGGCCUCACCCACCGACUAUCUAUGCAAGGAAAGCCAGCGGACCCCAACCCAGCUAGAGGGGGCCCGUCUCAAAGCAAGCCCCGGUGCGGCAAUUGCCCUGCGCUACCAAGAGAACGGCCAUGUGACCCUGCCCGCGAACCAAGCCGGCAAGCCCGCGAAUCGAGGAACUGUCUAUGUGUACGGCACCACCGACCCCAAGAAAGACGAGAAGCUGCUUGAUGUCCACAAGGUCUGGACCGCCGAUGGCAAAGGCGGCGAUGGACGGGGUGUGCUGCUAGCCGUGCAGAAUUUCGACGACGGUCGUUGCUACCAGAUCAACAGCGGGAAAAUAUCCGAGGACCGACAAGCCAAAUUCCCGCACACCGCCAUCGAGCUGAUGGGAGCGGAUCUCUGGUGUCAGUCGGAUAUCAAGCUGCCCGCUAAUGUCCCCGUUGGGAAGCCAUACACGCUCUAUUGGGUGUGGGACUGGCCCACCCUUCCCGGUGCCGACCCUACCUAUCCAAAGGGAAAAGCUGAGAUCUACACCACGUGUAUGGAUGUGGAUGUGGUGGCCAAGUCCAACAGCAAACUGGCGAUCAAGGAUGGAUUCGUCAAUGGCCAGGAUCUCAAUAAGGCUGCUAUUCCCGGAGUGUUCAAUACGCUUGGCAAGGCACAGUCUUUGCCACCUCCAACCACUUUUCUCACGUCGAUUGCUCCGGCUGCUGAGGCUUCUGCGACAGGGGUGGAACGUCAAACGCUCACUGUGACAGACUGGGUGACCAGCACGAGCACGAUAUUUAUGGAGAGAAGUCAGCCCACGUCAAUGGGUUGA